AUGGGCGGCAGCUCGAUUACAAAGGAGCGCGACUUCGACGCCCUCAAGCUGCUCGUCGACGCGGCGAAAAACGGGGGGGUCCCGCAGGAACAAGCCGAGCUCUAUGACUACAUCGUGAAAAAUACGACGGUGAAGAAGUACGCAUCGAAUAGUUAUAAGAAGAGUCUCAAAAGUUUCAUCUCCGUAAACUUCGUCCCGAAAGAUCCGGACGCGCCGCCCGCCAAAGCACGCAUCGUCGAGGACCUGUCGACGGCGACGCCCGAGGAACUGACCUACCCCUUCUCGCCAUACGUGCCGGGCGGGCCGUAUUUCACGAACGCGGCGGUCGGCGCAGACGCCGCGGAGGAGGAGGAGCUGACGCCGCAGCACGACUUCGCCGUCGAGUUCUUCCAGGGCUACCGCGAGACGGUCUCGGUGACGCGCGUGAUGGGUCGCGCGGUCGCGCGCGUGCCCGCGCCGACGCACUACGGCUCGGUGCGCGAGGGUUACAAGGACGAAAACUCUCAUCCGUUCGGCGUGAGCUUGUUCACGAGGCUGUUCAGCGUCGAGGAGCUCGGCCCCAAGGCCGCGCAGGCGAUGGCGCACGAGGACGCCCUCGUCAUCCUCAGCAUGAAGAAGGUUAGGGGCUCUCUGGUCUACGAGGGCGAGCUCGAGCGCAUCGCCGACGACGCCUUGCGCGCGCGGGUCCUCGCGGACCGGGCGGAGCUGGCCGCGAGCAAGACGCACCGGGAGAGGGUCUAUCACGGGGCUCGUCGUUUGGCAGCACCCGGCGUGGGGCCCGUCGUGCGCCGCGGGGACGGCUACCAGGUCAAGGUGCAACGCANAGGCCGCGACCACUGGGUCGACGCGACGGACGUUGACGCCAUCAACAACGCGUCCGAGCGCGCCGUCGCCGGCUUCGGGUCGACGCACCUCUCGAGGCUCCAGAACGCGGAGACGACGAAGGCUUUGAACUCCGGCGCCCUCUCCUUCCGGGAGGCGACGGACUCCUGGCGGCGCCGCGAGUCGAUCGGGACCGUGUUCCGCGCGGACGCGCUCGCGAACGUCGACGACGGCGACGACGGCGACGACGAGUGCGCGUCGGCGUCGUCGCCCGCGGGCCCCGGCGCGGCGCUCGAGCUCGCGAAGCAGUCCGCGGAGUCGCGCGGAGAUCUCGCCGCCGUGUCGCCGCCGCGGACGAGCCCCCGCGGCGCGCGCGCCGACGACGCGGCGCCGACCGUCGACGACGACGCCGCGGACGCCCCGAGCGUCGAGGCGUCCGCGAAGAGCGACGCCGCGGAGCCGGCGCAGGACGGAGAAGGCGACGCGCGGAACCCGUCGCCGACGUCGGCGAUCGACGCGCUCGCGGCGGCGCUCGUCGCCGUCGGCGUGAACCUGGACGCGGCCGGGACCGCGGAGCUCGUCCUAGGAAGUCUGGAGGCGUCCGGCUGGUCGCUCGUCUCCUCGAACGUGCCCCGCGGCCGCUGGGACGACUUGGACUUCGGCGCGUCGUCGGACGACGACGUGCGCUUCGAGAACCUGUUGCCGUUCUUGGGUGAGGGCGCGCGCCGCUGGACGGACGCGACGCUGCCAGACGAAGAAGCGGCCUGCUACGACAACCUCAUGGACUACCUGUCGUCGACAGGCGUAGACUUUAUUCGUCCGAGCUUCGCGCCGCCGGCGCCGCCGACGGAACUCUUCGGCAUCGCGCGGGGCUCGCGCGCGUCGGCCGCGCUCCUCGACGCCGAAGCGCGGCGGCGGCUUGGCUCCACGUUCGAAUUCAAGGCGCUCCUGGACAUGGUCAACGUCCUCGCCUUCGAUGAGUCCGACGUGGGCAAGCGCCUCGUCGAGCUCCGCCUCGGCCUGCGUGCAACUCAACCACUGGUUUGGGACGAGCUCAGGCCCAUGUGGUGCCUGGCUUACCUUCUCGAAGGCGAGCAGGCGACGGCCGCGGGCCUGGUGCUACGGCCCGUCACCUUCCAGCUGAGCUGGGCGGGGAUGCAGAACCUGCCCGAGAUCGUCAAGUACUACGGCUCCGCCCGCUUCGCGCGCGUCUCCGACAGCGUCCUCGACGCCACCAAGGAGCGCACCUCCGACGAGCGCGCGAACGGUUAG
Molecule: messenger RNA, 2094 nt
Organism: Aureococcus anophagefferens
Lineage: Eukaryota; Pelagophyceae; Pelagomonadales; Pelagomonadaceae
Exons: 1
Coding region: 1-2094 (697 amino acids)
Source: RefSeq, a predicted model, not a curated record